Messenger RNA from Penicillium arizonense, 762 nucleotides. RefSeq lists its product as uncharacterized. Bases 1 to 762 code for a protein of 253 amino acids. The transcript has 2 exons. The record is from RefSeq and is a predicted model, not a curated record. Lineage: Eukaryota; Fungi; Ascomycota; Eurotiomycetes; Eurotiales; Aspergillaceae.
AUGACGUUAAACAUCGCCCCAACCACCAGCAACACUACCAUCACAAUCGCCGAAACCAAACCCAAAGAACCAAAAUCCCUGAAACCCUCAACCCUAACCCGAGUCCUCCAUCACAGCCAUGUAACCACCGACUUCGAUGCCCACCGCUUCAAAGCAGCCGCAGCACAGCAAUUACAACCUCAGCAACGAUCCCAAGAAACAGAUACCCACCUCAUUGCAUCACCAUAUAACAGCGCCGCCCAUCUACUGGAUAUCUCAGCACUGGAAAGACAAGACAGACUCUUCGCAUUGGCAUUGACAUAUCUCAAACCCACGCGCGCCGACUAUGCCACGGCUGGAUAUACGGAAUCGUUCAACUGGACAGAAGUAUUCGAGUUGUUGAGGGCGUUUUCUGAAGCGGAGGAUCAUACGUGGAAGAGGCGUACUUAUUAUGUUGUUAUUUUCCGGUCUGUUUUGUUGCCGGAUGUUGAUUCGGAUUAUUUGUAUGCGCUUGAUGCGCAUUCGCAUCGCGAGGCUAUGGCUAGUGGGGGGUUGUUGAAGUAUUGGUUUGGGGCCAAGGAUGGGCUGGAGAGGAAUUUGGCUACUUGUAUUUGGCGAAAUCGGGAUGAUGCUAGACUCGGUGGCCAGGGACCGUGGCAUGCUCGUGCGAGAGCUGCUGGUUCGGUGUUGUAUGAGCAGAUUGUGUUCACGACGCUGGGGUUGACUAUUGGGGAUGGGGUGGAAUCGUGGAAUUUGAGUGAUUGGAAGGAGGAUGCAGCUUGA